GAAUGUGCGCCACAAUCAGUGGCUGAUAACUUAAGAUAAAGUACUUUUUCCCUUUCUAAGGACCAAAUUCGUAACACUCUCUCAUGGACUCUGGAGAGACGGACGAGCCGGUGACGCCGGCCGGCCGGCUGUUUCUCCGGCCAGAGAUGAACCAAAUAAUCACCUGCGUCGCAGGCCAAAAAAACCCAAUCGACGUGGACGCCGUCAAGGCCGAGAUCACCAAAUCCGUCAUGAUCACACUCCCCAGAUUCACCAGCUUGAUGGUCAGAGACCGUAACGGUCUCGAACACUGGAGAAAAACCCAGGUCGACGUAGACCGCCACGUCAUCGUCCGACACGAACCCGUCGUCGACGGAGUCAGCGACGAGGACGCUGUCAACGACUACCUCGCUGAUCUGGCGGUCUCGACACCGCUCAGUUUCGACAAGCCGCUGUGGGAAAUACACCUCUUGAUGGCCCACAAGGGCACCAUCCUUCGGGUCCAUCACGCGUUGGGCGAUGGGAUUUCGCUGAUGUCUUUGUUUCUAGCGUGCUGCAGGAGGGCCGAUGAUCCUGAUCAGCCACUCACUAUCAAACCCUUGGGGACUUCUUCUUCGAGCACGAAUCACCAUCGUAGAGAGUGGGUGGUGUUGAGAGUCUUGAGAUUUGUGCAAUUGGCGUGGUUUUCGUUAGUGUUUAUCUUGGAGUUCGUGUUCAGGAGUUUGUGGGUCAGAGACAAGAGGACCGCCGUGAGCGGCGGUGAUGGGGUCGAGCUGUGGCCGAGGAAAUUGGCCACCGCUAGGUUUCAGCUGGACGACAUGAAGACGGUCAAAAAGGCUAUUGCCGAUGCGACCAUUAACGAUGUCCUAUUCGGGAUAGUAUCAUCUGGCCUAUCAAAAUACCUGGAUAUUCGAUCGCCGAAAGGUCUCAAGGAGGGGCUUCAAAUAACGGGUCUUGCUAUGGUUAAUUUAAGAUCACAACCAGGAUUGCAGGAUGUUUCGGCUUUGAUGGCAAGAAAUUCAGGAUCACGGUGGGGCAACCAAUUCGGUAUGCUUCUCCUUCCUGUUUAUUAUCAUAAAGACGGUGCUGAUCCUCUGCAGUGUGUGAAGAGAGCAAAGAAAAUGCUUGACAUGAAGAAACAAUCAUUAGAGGCUCAUUUCUCAUACAAUGUGGGAAACUUUGUCAUGUCCUUUUUGGGAGCAAAGUAUGCAAGCUUGCUUAAUUACAGAAUUGUGUGUAAUACAACGUUUACGAUCUCAAAUGUGGUUGGUCCACAAGAGGAGAUAGCACUUGUUGGCAACCCUAUAAAUUACAUAAGAGCAAAUACAUGCAGCCUACCCCAUGCAAUCACAAUGCACAUGACGAGCUAUGCGGGAAGAGCUGACAUGCAAAUCUUGGUGGCCAAAGAAAUUAUCCCUGACCCAGAGGUUUUAGCCAAGUGCUUCGAAGAUGCCUUGUUCGAAUUGAAGGAAGCCGCUGAGGCUGCCUCAAAAACCUGAACAAAGUUUCCCCUCCAUACACUAUGAUUUCGUCAAUUGAAAGAUUCACACUACAGGUAAUUAUUUGUAAAAUUAAAAUCCCACAUAUAUACUUGCCCAUUGUACGCCCCAAAUUUGUAACAAAAAUCAAGCAAACGAAAGUAAAACCUCUCUGUAAUUGCUCCAACAUAAUAAAUUUGUGCAUCAUUUACAGCCAAUGCGAUAAUGAACUUGUGUGAUUACGGAGAUACUCUUUCGAGUUAUGGACAAAAAUUUUGUAAACUGUUUUCUGA
Messenger RNA from Cornus florida, 1750 nucleotides. Its product is annotated as wax ester synthase/diacylglycerol acyltransferase 11-like. Gene Ontology annotation, biological process: triglyceride biosynthetic process. The transcript is spliced from 6 exons. Gene Ontology annotation, molecular function: diacylglycerol O-acyltransferase activity; long-chain-alcohol O-fatty-acyltransferase activity. Gene Ontology annotation, cellular component: plasma membrane. The coding region runs from base 84 to 1478 and encodes 464 amino acids. NCBI's taxonomy places the organism in Eukaryota, Viridiplantae, Streptophyta, Magnoliopsida, Cornales, Cornaceae. The record is from RefSeq and is a predicted model, not a curated record.